This is a messenger RNA of Polyodon spathula (Mississippi paddlefish), 1980 nucleotides long. Its product is annotated as tetraspanin-12-like. Gene Ontology annotation, cellular component: membrane. The transcript has 8 exons. The record is from RefSeq and is a predicted model, not a curated record. NCBI's taxonomy places the organism in Eukaryota, Metazoa, Chordata, Actinopteri, Acipenseriformes, Polyodontidae. Bases 639 to 1553 code for a protein of 304 amino acids.
GACGGUUUGAAGAGCUGGGAGUUUUGAACUCAUUAAAUGGCAGGGAUAAAGCACCUAGGAGGAGAACAGAUUGCCUUGAAAAUAAUUCACAUGACUUGUAUUUCAGAUUAACUGUAUUUAAGAAUCGCUGUUUUUUUUUUUUUUUUUUUACUUUAAUAGUUUACAAAUGUUCUUGUUUUCUUAUUUUGAACAUAGCAUAUAGAUCAGGCAUUGUUUAUGAUAACCCUACGGCUAUAAAUAUUAAUUAUACUGUUGUAAUACAGUUUAUUGAUAUUUCUGUCCGUCCAUUAUAUAAAAAAACUAAAAAUGUAUUUGCUGAUUUCUUUUUUUUAAAGAGCCAUUGGUUUUUGUAAAUGUGCAGUGCAAUGUAAUCCAUCAUUCUAGCUAAAAAGAAAAAGAAAGACAAAGAAAACAAAUGUUCAAAUGACUGCUAAUCUUCAUACCAAGGAAUAACUUUAAAUUAGUGUCAAAACUCACUGGAUGUUACUAUACUUUACCAAAAAAUAAUAUGGGCUUUUCAAGAAGCUUGUUAAACCACAUAUGCUGAUGAAGUUAAAACGCUGUUUGUGUAGAUAAGGUUUGGUUUGGAGAAGUAUUGAAAUGAUGAGACCUGCCCGGCAGUACCAGCAACGUUCAGAAUGUCCAGGGAAGACUCGGUGAAGUGCCUGCGCUGCCUGCUCUACGCUCUCAAUUUACUCUUCUGGUUGAUGUCAGUCUGUGUUUUGGGUGUGUCAGCCUGGAUGAGGGAUUACCUGAACAAUGUGUUUAUUUUAACUGCCAACACCAGGCUGGAGGAAGCAGUGCUUUGGACCUAUUCCCCAGUGGUGCAUCCAGUGAUGAUUGCUAUGUGCUGUUUUCUAAUCAUAGUGGGGAUUCUUGGUUAUUGUGGAACAGUGAAGGGCAAUCCACUGCUACUUUCCUGGUACUUUGGAAGUUUAUUGGUGAUAUUUUGUGUGGAGCUGGCCAGUGGUGUGUGGACCUACGAAGAAAAAAUGGUCCCUGUUCAAAGGUCUGAUAUGAUCAGUUUGAAAUCUAGAAUGCCCAAUUAUGGUUUAUCAAGAUUCCAGUGGCUAACCCAUGCCUGGAACUUCUUUCAGAAAGAGUUCAAGUGCUGUGGUGUGAUAUACUUCACUGACUGGCUGGAAAUGACAGAGAUGGAGUGGCCCCCUGACUCGUGCUGUAUUCGAGAGUUCCCUGGAUGUGCCAGGCAGGCGCACUAUGAAGACCUGAGCGACCUCUACCAAGAGGGUUGUGGUCCAGAAAUGUAUAGUUUUAUAAGAGGCAUAAAACAGCUCCAAGUCCUGAGGUUCCUGGGUGUUUCUAUAGGAGUUUCUCAGAUCCUCGCCAUGAUUCUCACAGUUGCUUUGCUCUGGGCCCUCUACUAUGACAGAAGAGCUCCGACGCCUGAUCAGAUGAUAACUUUGAAUAAUGACACCUCCCAGCACCUGCCAUGUCAUUCAGGGGAAGUGCUGAAAUCCAGCUCAACCAGGACCUUUGAACAUAGGACUACAGCUAACAAUGUCAACACAGAGUUUGAGAUGGAACAGUUUUAACUGUCCAACAACUGAAAAUUAUAUUAUUGCUGUGAAAGUUUUUUUUUUUUGUGACGACAGAGGACUAAAUAACUUUAAUUGAGUCUUAACCUGAUUCCCAUGUGUGGCAAGAUGGCUGGCAGGUGAUUUCAGUCCAGAGAGGAGACAGACACAGUACUGGGGUAUGGGAGCGCUGAUGCACAAGUUUUAAUAAUAGAUAAAAUAUUUAAACAAAAACAAAACUCUAAACAAGCAAAACGGCACGGUGGCCAAAACAAAACAGACUAAACAGGCAUGGAACAAGCAAGUAUCAUGCUGGUAUAGAACCAGCACGGGUAGCAAUUCUUAUUUGGAUUUUAGCUGUUCUUUUUAUCUCACAACUCACAUCUUGUUCCGCCUCUGAACACACUAACCAAGUUCAGCCAAAACUGAGGGUUUUUAUAUUGUG